Molecule: messenger RNA, 4498 nt
Organism: Camellia sinensis
Lineage: Eukaryota; Viridiplantae; Streptophyta; Magnoliopsida; Ericales; Theaceae
Product: disease resistance protein RPS2
Molecular function (GO): ADP binding
Source: RefSeq, a predicted model, not a curated record
AGAGAACUAGACUUCCCCAAGUUAGCGUGGCGCUCUCUGUAAUGUGGACCCUAAAACCAGUUGAGUGCUACUUUUCCUAUUUUGAUUGUUAAUUUUCUUUCAUUUUCUUUUAAAAGAAGAAUCAUUUGGAUCAGAAUUAAGUCCUUUUUGUGUAUGUUGUUGGCUGAAGUAAGAGGAGAGCCAUCUCUGAUUACCUAAUUCCCCUUCACCCACCACCCAUUUUCCUUCAGAAACAUACAAAUUGUAACCGAAAUUCCAGUGGCUUGUGUUUCCGAUUCCAGUGGCCUUGCAUUCAACGCAUAGAUAAGUCUCAUUUCGAAAGGAUAGCUAAGCAGAGGCUUUACUAUGCGGACUGGGUCAGCGGACAGAUAGGAAGAAGCUUUUAAAGUCAAGUUGAGACUUGGCGCAAGGAGCAGUCCGCGGCAAUCCCAAUUCAAUGCUCUAGGCAAUCCAUCUCAGAGUGAGUUAUGAACAGCUUGGGAGGAAGACCUUCGGGUCUUAGUCCUAUGAUUAUCAAGGAAAAAGAACACGAGGAAGAAGUGGUGGUGGUGGUGAUAUGAACAGAUGGAUAGAUUAGGGGACAAAUGGUGAUAUGUAGACAAAUAAAGGGAUGACACAUGGAUAACUAGUUGACACUUAGAGAGUUAGUUGGACAGUUGACAAAUAAACAGAUAAGUAAGGAAAUUCCGUGGAAAGCCCCCAACGUGUCUGAAUGGAUUUUUCUACAUUGAUCUUGAAGUGAUUUUACAGAAGAUUGAGAUUUAAUUUUACAAAAGUUGAAGUUUUAAAGGUUAAUUUGGGUGGAGAUGGAGCAGAAAGGCGGCACACAUUAAUCAGACUCGCCCAAGGAAGAAGUCAACUAAAAAGUUGUCCAAAGAGGAUCUCUCCUCUUGUCAGUCAGAAGAAGUAGCAUUAUCCAUAGACAGGGAAGAGCACGGUAUUCAUUUCGAAGCAAUAAAGAAAGUUGCGUCAUCUGGAAUGGAAUCGGACGAGAAGAAAAAAGCCUCACCUUCGUCUGCGUCAAAGCAAGUCUUUGACAAGGAAGAAGGACUUACUUCAUCUUCUCCGGACAAGGAAGAAUGCGUAGGGAUGAUACGAAAAAUUGAGGCUUUGACAAGGAAGUUUGACUUAAUUCAUCUUCUCCGGUCAUACCAAUCAGAAUCAGCUCAUCAUGUCUGGCUAUACCGACCACAAUCAUUUGACUUUCGCCUGAAAUUCGAUCAAUUACCACAACAACUAAGAGAUCUAAAAGCUUUGGUAUCAAAUAACAAUCAUGUCAAACAUGAAAAAUUUCAUGUUCAAAAACGCAUUAAUACUGUCAAAGACAGCAUUGAGGAGAUAUUUCAAGAUGUUAAAAGAAACUCGGUCCAUGGAGAUUCAGGAAUUUGGGCUUUUAUACCUCAAGAAGAAGAUGAUAUUAUGAGCUUAGAUGAGAGUUUGACACAAAAAAGCUUUUCCCGUGAAGAUUCUGCUAAUUGGACUGUCAAACGCCAAGAAGAUGAUAUUAUGAAGUCAUAUGAGGAGAACUUGACAGAUAAAACAGAGGUUGGGCUAACGCCUGAAACUAGUGGAGAUGAACUUUUGGAAAUAGCUAUCGAUUCUGCUGUUCGCCAAGUUUCAAAUUGUAUUCAAGAUGAAAUUCGAAAGAUAGAGACUUUCCGGCCCGUUUCAAAACGGAGUGGAUAUGGAAUAAUUCAAAAGAUUGGGAUUUCAGGGCUCGGAGGGGAGAAAGUAGCAAGCGCAUUAAAGGAUAUGCAAAUGGUCAGAGACCAGUGCAGUGUUGUCCUCUGCAUCUCUGUCUCACGACAUCACAGCAUCGAAGAGGUUAGGCAGAACAUCGCAACACAGACUGGCAGAUUAAGAUCUCGUAAAACUGAUCACACUUCGGAGGGAUCGCUAGACCAAUAUUUGCCUGACAACUUCUUGCUGCUUGUGGAUUGCAUUGAUGGGAAGAUAGACCUACAUGACUUAAAAAUCCCUGAUUGUGGAUUCCUAGUGCUUACAACUCAAUCGCAAAAAGUCCAUGAGAUAAUGGAUUUGGAUUUGGAGAUCAGAAUGGAGGAUCAUCUGUUACCCUGGAAAUUAUUCUGUAGGAAUGUGGGCCAGUCACUUGUUCAUUCUUCCUCUGUCAUCCAACAAAUGGCCGCCCGGUUAGUGAAAGAGUGCCACGGCCAUCUGUAUGCCAUUGUUCUUCUUGCGAAGACCUUGAAAGGUGUGACUGAUAUUGGUGUGUGGGAAUUUGCACUCAAAAUUAGCAUCACGAUCCUCCCACCAGCAGGAAUAUGGAAUGAGCCAAGCAUGGUUUCGUGUGUUAAAAUUCUUUUGGCAUCAGAAGGACAGCAUAACAAAACGUUACAUUAAAAACUUCACAGAUUGCCAGAAAUGGAGUGCAGAUUCAUUAGUAUCAUCUUGGAUUAAGAAUGGUUUAGUUGAAACAGAGGAAAACGGAAAAGUUAUUAUUCAAGAACUCAUCAAUUCCUUCUUGCUAGAGAAUCUUGACAAUGGUCGCCAUGUCAAAAUGCAUAAAGAAGCUCUCGUUGUACUUCGUCAUUUUAGGCAAAGGGGAUUAGGAUUGACUGAAACACCAAGGGCUGAAGAUUGGUUUUAUUUCGAGGAGAUGGAGUUGAUCAAUAACAAAUUAUCUAAGCUACCAGAGAAACCCGAGUGCUUAUUUCUCCAAAAAUUGUUGUUACAUAACUAUGAUCUGAUGGAAAUUCCUCAACUAUUCUUUCAAGACAUGCCUUGCCUAACACAUCUAGAUUUGUCUUAUACUAGCAUAAAGUCUUUGCCACCUUCCAUUUCCAAUUUGAAAUCACUGAAAAUUUUCUUUUUGAGAGGUUGUGAACUGCUCAUGGAACUGCCGCCCAAUAUCGGAGCACUUGAGAAUCUUGAGCUUUUUGAUCUUGAAGGAACUGAAAUAAUGUAUCUGCCCCAGGAAAUUGGACAACUAAUCAAUUUGAUACGCUUCAAGGUCUCUUUCUGUCAACAUGCAAAUCACUGCAAGGAAACUAAACAGAUGAACACAACAAUCCCUACAGGGGUGUUGUCAAAACUCAAUAGAUUGCGGGAAUUAAUCAUUGAUGUGCAUCCAGAUGGUGAGUGGUGGGAUGCUGAUGCGAACGUAAUCCUGAAUGAACUAAGUAACUUAAAGUCGUUGUUUAUCCUUGAGUUGUAUCUACCAUCAGCUGAAUUGUUGCAACAAUUGUUGCAACGACUUAGACGGGAUAGCACAGAAUACUUAACUUAUUUUAGAUUCACGGUUGGCCGUCAUCGACAACGCAUCAUAUCCCGUCUACCCCAUGAAGUUGAAGAGAUAUUCAAGAAAAGAAAGGAAAGGACGAAAUGCCUUGAGUAUAUAAAUGGUGAAGGCAUACCAACUGAGAUUACCGAGGUACUCAACCAUGCCAAUUUUUUCUUCCUAGACCGCCACUGGACACUGAAGAUGCUUUCUGAUUUUGGGAAUGAAAACAUGGUAAACCUCAGAUUUUGCUUGCUGGUGGAAUGUAAUGAACUUCAAACUAUUAUUGAUGGAGAUUAUGAAUAUCUGUUGGGUGUGGAUAAGAAAUCUGUAUUCAAAAACCUGAAGUACUUGGGUAUUCAUUAUAUGUGGAAUUUACAAAGUAUUUGGAAAGGUCCAAUUGAUGAGGGUUGUCUAUCCAAUUUGAAAGUUUUGGCAUUGCAUACGUGCCCCAAUUUGACUACCAUUUUCACACCAGAUUUGCUUGGUAAUCUGAGGAUAUUGGAAGAGCUUAUAGUUGAAGACUGCUGCAAAAUCAAGAGCCUAGUAAGUCAAGAAUCUUCAGACCUGAAAAAUGGUUAUCUUCUCCAAUUGUUGAAGAGGAUAUCACUUCUUGACCUACCAGAAUUGGUUAGCAUUUCAGAUGUUCUAAGUAUCAGUCCUAUGUUGGAAAGUCUGAUUGUUUAUAAUUGUCCAAAACUUGAAACUCUUUACGCCAACGAAUCGCCUUCUAACAAAUAUUUGAAGAUCAAAGGAGAUAAGGAGUGGUGGGAAUCAUUAAAGUGGAGUGAAUCAGAGUCAAGCAGCAGUAUUCAACCAACUUAUGAGGAACUAGGAAGGGGUGAAGAUUUGAUGGAUGAAUUAGCUAGAGACAUCUAUUCACACCAACAGGAGAUGUAUUUUUUAUAGCUAGGUUAUGACAGCUUCAUGAAGUCCCUUGUGGUAGGAGAUUGGGACAAUCCAAUGGUGUUAAGGAGCUUAAGCUGAGGAAUUGUUGCUAUUGGUGGCUAUAAAUAGCAAUAAAUCAUCUUCAAGCAAAACCGAUCAGAUUAAGCUUCAUAUAUAGCUUGUUGGUUAAUUUCUUUCUUGUAUUAAUUUCUGCUUGUUUUCACGUCGUUGGAUACAUUGGAAUGUAAUGCUUUAUUUGCUUUAAUGUCUUUGAUACUAUAUUUGUUGUAAUGUCUUGUUUGGAUGCAACAGUGACAAUAAUUAUUGGUAGUGUUGUUUGCUAAUAAACUUGUUAUUGUUAUUUGCCUGAAA